CCGCGCACUGCGUCGACUGCGCGGAUCCCAAAACGAGCUUUUUCUGCAACAGCUGAUUCAGGUCGCCAUUUUUUUUUUCGUCACGAACAUAAACAACCAUCAGUCGCGUCGGGCAUUUGGAUGUAUCGCUGUUUGGAAGAAAGCGACGACAGCCUCCCCCCCCCCCCCUCUCCUCCUCCUCCUCCUCCUCCUCGCUGCAGAGCCUCCUUUCCUCGUUCAACCCGAAAAGAUGGCGAUUGAUUUGGUCACCUGAGCCUCCGCGUCGGUCGGAGAUGGGAAUCCAGGGUGGGUUUCCUCACCGGGAGGGAGCGGAGGUUUAAAGAGGCGGGCGGGGAGGGCAGGAAAGGGGGCCUUUGCUGCCCGUCGGUCCCUGAGGAGAUGGACCAAGAGUACGAGAGACGGCUGCUGAGGCAAAUCAACCACCAGAACCUGCCGACAGAGGCCCGCCUGUCAAAGUGUGGAAGUGCUACUUGCAGUCCCGUGAGCAUUAGGUCAGGGGACCGCUUCAUUCCCACACGAGCCGGAAGCAACUGGAGCAUCAACUUCCACUACGCUAAUGAGAACUGCCGCUCCCCAAAUCAGACCCAUAAAGUAAAGGAUGCCACUUCGGAUUCAAGCAAAGAUGCUGUGGCAUACGCUGCUCUUUUGAGGAAUGAGUUACUGGGGGCGGGGAUAGAGAGCGUGCCAGACACUCACACUGACGACCGGCGUCCCUCUGUCCGCUCUCAAGACUCUCACAGCCUUUUUAGGUACGCUGUCCACACUAAGAGAGUGCCUUUCGAUAGCGAUAAUGAAGUCUCCCCUUACUCCCUUUCUCCGCUUAGUAACAAGAGCCACAAGCUGCUCCGGUCCCCUCGCAAACCACCGCGUAAGAUCUCCAAGAUCCCCUUCAAAGUGCUGGAUGCUCCGGAGCUGCAGGAUGACUUCUACCUCAACCUGGUAGACUGGUCAGCGGGCAACUUGCUCAGUGUGGGUCUGGGAGCCUGCGUCUACCUGUGGAGUGCCUGCACCAGCCAGGUGACGAGGUUAUGUGACCUUUCCGUGGAUGGAGACUCGGUUACGUCAGUUUGCUGGAAUGAGCGGGGGAGUCUUGUUGCUGUCGGAACCCAUAAGGGUUACGUUCAGAUCUGGGACGCAGCAGGAGGGAGGAAGCUUACCAGCCUGGAGGGUCACUCAGCACGUGUAGGUGCCCUGGCAUGGAACGGCGAGCAGCUGUCGUCGGGGAGUCGGGACAGAGUGAUCUUACAGCGGGAUGUCAGGACCUCCCCAUCAGCUGAGCGCAGGCUGCAGGGUCACAGGCAAGAAGUGUGCGGUCUCAAAUGGUCCCCCGACCACCAGCACUUGGCGUCCGGAGGCAACGACAACAAGCUGUUGGUGUGGAACAGCUCCAGCCUUCUCCCCGUGCAGCAGUACAGCGACCACCUGGCGGCAGUGAAGGCCAUCGCCUGGUCCCCCCACCAACACGGGCUGCUGGCGUCGGGGGGCGGCACCGCCGACCGCUGCCUGCGCUUCUGGAACACUCUGACGGGUCAGGCGCUGCAGAGCACGGACACUGGCUCGCAGGUCUGCAACCUGGCGUGGUCCAAACACGCCAACGAGCUGGUGAGCACUCACGGCUACUCUCAGAACCAGGUCCUGGUGUGGAAGUAUCCGUCACUAACACAGGUGGCCAAGUUGACUGGACACUCUUACAGAGUGCUGUACCUGGCUGUGUCACCGGAUGGGGAGGCCAUCGUUACAGGAGCCGGGGACGAGACGCUACGUUUCUGGAACGUCUUCAGUAAGACACGCUGCACCAAGGAAUCAAAGUCAGUGCUGAACCUCUUCACAAGAAUACGAUAGUGAACAGACCCGGUUUGGACUCCAGAACUGUGGGUGAAAUGCAGAGUCAGCGGCACUUAUAGACUAUCGCUGAGAGUUCUCUCUCAUCUCGGUGCACCAACCACCAAUAGGGCCGUCCGAGUUUUCUACUGAGGAUGCAAUCCCAACUUCCAACAACUGCCAUCCCUCACAGUGAAGUCACUGAUUAAAAAACAAAAAAACAAGCAGUCUAUUGUCAGGACAUAUUGUCUGCUUAAAGUCAUCAUUGAUAUCUUUUUCUGUUGUGUAAGUGAUGUAUAUAUAUUAGCGGAAGUAUACAUGUCAUAAGCUAUGUAAGAUAAUAAUGUCAAAGAAGAUGAGGAGGACUGGUGGAGGAGGGGGGGGGGUCUAUAUUUUGAUAAUGUGUCGAUAUGAUCUUCAAACAGCAUACAAGGGAAGAGAAAUAAUAAAUAAGUGAAUACGCACACAGUUGAUCAUG
Messenger RNA from Gasterosteus aculeatus aculeatus (three-spined stickleback), 2299 nucleotides. It is a transcript of the gene fzr1b, whose product is annotated as fizzy/cell division cycle 20 related 1b. Gene Ontology annotation, molecular function: protein binding; anaphase-promoting complex binding; ubiquitin ligase activator activity. Gene Ontology annotation, biological process: anaphase-promoting complex-dependent catabolic process; positive regulation of ubiquitin protein ligase activity; positive regulation of anaphase-promoting complex-dependent catabolic process. NCBI's taxonomy places the organism in Eukaryota, Metazoa, Chordata, Actinopteri, Perciformes, Gasterosteidae. Gene Ontology annotation, cellular component: anaphase-promoting complex. The record is from RefSeq and is a predicted model, not a curated record.